Molecule: messenger RNA, 849 nt
Organism: Cryptomeria japonica (Japanese cedar)
Lineage: Eukaryota; Viridiplantae; Streptophyta; Pinopsida; Cupressales; Cupressaceae
Exons: 3
Coding region: 1-849 (282 amino acids)
Source: RefSeq, a predicted model, not a curated record
AUGGAGUUGGGCGGGAGUCUGCUGAGCGGGAAAGAUGUUGGGGCUCAGACAGGAACCUCUGUGCAUGGGUUGCAUGCUUUAGACAAAUCUAUGGGUGAUAAUGAGGAUGGGAACCCUCAUCCCGUGGAUCGUCCUUUUGAUCCUGGGGAAGGCCAGAAUUCACAGGUCUUUGUUUCUUGUGGAAAAGGUAAGUCCGCCUUUCCUAAGGUGAAAGAUAUUUCAAAUAAGAUAGAGGGAAAGUUUGUCAUCUCUAUUCCGGAUGUUGUGAUUGAUCAUAAUAUAUCCUUAAUGGCUUUCACUUUGGUGGGUAAAUUUGUUGGUCCAAGGCCUAAUAUUGAGAAUGUAAGGGUCUUUGCUAAAAAUAAAUGGCAUCUGAAAGGUCAAGUAGAUAUUUUAGCUUUGCCCAAAGGAUUUUUUGCUUUUAGCUUCUCUUGUUCAGAAUAUUUUGAGGGGGUGCUCUGUGGAGGCCUAUGGAUGUUUGGUAAAACCUCCUUGACUUUAAGAAAAUGGGCCCCAAAGCUAGAGUUAAAAGCUUCAUCCUUUUUUUAUUUGGCUCUGGUUUGGGUUAGAUUGUUUGGUUUUCCUUUGGAGUUUUGGUUUGAAGAUGUGUUCAAAGGGAUAGCUAGUUCUUUUGGGGAACUUCUUGCUAUGGAUCCUAUGAUAGCUGCAAGGAAAAGACAUUGGGCUAGAGGAUGUCCGAGCAAUCCAAAGAAUGCUUCUAAGAACAUAGGGGCUCAGAAGAAAAUUUGGAAAGAGAAACCAGGUAAAGAUGACGAGUGGUCUAAUGGUCCAAGGCUGCAGGCUCCCGAAAUCCCCGCUAUUGGGAAUAAGGUGAAUAAGGAAGGAUAA